This is a messenger RNA of Dendroctonus ponderosae (mountain pine beetle), 3069 nucleotides long. RefSeq names its product zinc finger protein 197. NCBI's taxonomy places the organism in Eukaryota, Metazoa, Arthropoda, Insecta, Coleoptera, Curculionidae. Gene Ontology annotation, molecular function: DNA-binding transcription factor activity; RNA polymerase II cis-regulatory region sequence-specific DNA binding. Bases 327 to 2588 code for a protein of 753 amino acids. Gene Ontology annotation, biological process: regulation of transcription by RNA polymerase II. The transcript is spliced from 13 exons. The record is from RefSeq and is a predicted model, not a curated record.
UGUUGUCGCUGGCAACGCCGUGGUCAGUCGACCUCGCUCGUCGUUGAUGGCGUUCGCUCGUUGCACUGUUGUCAAUUUUUGUUCUGUUUUCAUAAUUUAAAGUGAAUUUUUUUAGGAAUCGCAGUGUUUUGAACAAUUUAGAGACCCCAUAAAUUAUUUACAACAGUUUUCAUCGUUCCCAGGCGAAUUCCGGGGGCUGUAGGCCCGGUUUAAGGUCGGCAUCGCGUGCUGAAAUACUGUAAAAGCUUGGCCCUGAGACGUCGUGUCAACGCCACAAAUUCGAUUGUGGCGCUCAGUUUGAAUCCCCAGGUAUUUCCAUCGUUAACAUGGAAAAUUCUGGGGGCCGUGCCAUCCUGGAGAAUGUGGUUAUCACGUCGGAAGGUGCCGAUGGGGCACAGUACAUCCGAUUGUCAGAUAACUCGCAGAUCAUCAGCUCAGAACUGUUACAGAACCACAAUGGUCUAGUCGUAGAUUUGGGAGGGAAUGAUUUCAUUCCCGUCACAUACAGUUCUGAAGACAUUCUCACUCAAGAACUAACCGAAGAAGAUCGUAACUUAGCUGCCGCUCUAGUGGCUGUUCAACUGAGCCAACAGCAGAAACAGCAGCAAUUACAAGAGUCCUCACUUCCGCCUCUAAUCGCGGGCAAUAAGCUGCUGGAAGAGCACCAGCAGCUGAUCCUGACCCAGGACAAAUCGAGUGGAAACUCCCAGUAUUUAAAAAUCGUCAAUUCAGACGAUAUUUACAUUGACCAGCAGGGAAUGCAUAAGAUCGUCGAAAAUGUGAGGAUCAUUGAUAAUACUGAUCAAAACAUUCCAAUACACACAGUCAGUGCAGACGAGCAGCAGCAAAUGCAUCUAAAUGAGAAUAAAAUCGAAAUCAUUGACAGAGAUGAUGAUGAAAAAGCCGAUUCCGAUAAGGAGUCAGUCAGGAAUGAUACCCGAUCGUCCAAGAAGUCCUUGCCACAUAAGAAGAGGAUCAGUAGAAGACAUCGCAAAAAUAGCACGAGUCCAACUAAACAACACCCUUCAAAUUUGUGCAAAGAGGAAUUUGUUAACAAUGACGAAUUCCCGGAACAAGAAGACUCUGACAGCCCGUCUAAAGCGUUCCCAAAUUCCCCUUUCUCAUGUCAGCUGUGUAAUGUUGCCUUUUCUGUAGAAGAUCAAUUGAAAUUCUUUGAGCAUUUAAAGAAGCAUUACGAGCCUGGCGGCAUGAAGGAGGUCACAUCUACAGCGAUCGUAACUGCGCCUCCUCCAGUGGAGGAGAAGAAAAAGAAAAACUCUCCAAAACAAGAGAAAAAACCCCUUGUGGACGAAAAGGAGCCCCAGGAGACAUUGCUUUCCAGUCUGCUAAGUUUACAGUGCAUUGAAUGCAACAAGACAUUUAGGCGCCAAAAAACAUUUGAAGCUCACAUGCGAGACGUUCACAGCAACAAAACUGAACCACAAGACGAGUUUUCUGAUGCGGAAGACAUGAUGGCCGGAAUCGACGUUGCUGUCGACUACGAUAGCAUUCAAGAUGAUGUUGACGACGAUAGCAAAGCAUGGUACCAGGAAGAAGAGCUGCACCAAACCGAAAAAGAUCUAGAAGAACUAGAAGACAAGAAUGAGCAUGUGUGCCAUCUGUGCAAACAACCAUUUCCCCUCCGGGCCAUCCUCCUUCAGCAUCUGGUUACUUGCCGCGUCACGAGCGGAAUGACCGAACCAACGCCCGCAGUAAUAGUGCGCAAGAAAAACAAGAAGGUGAAAGAUAAGCUAAAUUGCGAUCUUUGCGACAGGGUGUUCAAGCAUAGGAAUUCCUUGGUUUACCAUAUGCGAAGCCACAGCGGCAUCAGACCACAUCAGUGUGAGCUUUGUGGCAAAAGUUUUUUUGCUUCCAGCGCUUUAAAAGUACAUUUACGGCUGCAUUCAGGCGACAAGCCAUACGACUGCCUGCAUUGCGGCAGGAAAUUCAGACAGUGGGGCGACUUGAAAUAUCACAUUACCUCCAUACAUUCAACGGAGAAGAAUUACCAAUGCGAGUACUGUGGCAAGGAGUUUGCCAGGAAAUACUCCUUGGUUGUGCAUAGAAGAAUUCACACAGGUGAGCGAAACUAUAAAUGCGAAUACUGCGGAAAGACUUUCCGCGCUUCAUCAUACCUUCAAAACCAUCGGAAAAUCCACACUGGCGAAAAACCACACAACUGCUCGAUUUGCUCCAAACCGUUCAGAGUCCGCUCAGACAUGAAACGGCAUGAAAAAACACAUGGAAAACUAGCGGCUCCCAGGGGUGCACAUUCGCAUGCAAAGGCCCAACAGCAACAGCAGCCCCAACUGGAACCACCACCAUCUCCACCCGAAUUCAAAGUGCAAAAGAACGAAGUGGAGGAAAAUGAUGAAUCCAAUGAGCUGCAAAUCGGCGAAGAAGAGGACGCAGCCGAGCAUAUAUUGGGGUACGAUCAGCAGGAAAUCGAAAUGAUGAGUGGCUCAACAAUCACGAAAAGGAACUUAUACACAAACGGCCACGAAUUAUUCUUGGUUACAUAUCCUAAUGAGAUGGUACCAAGGGUGGCCAACGGCACAGAAACUUGGAUCCAUACAAGUGACGCUUGAACUGUACAAUGGGUAUAAACUAGAGGCCGAUGCUGCAGACUAAUCACAAUAAGAUUUUUUUUUAUUCUUUAGACAUACGGCGAAGCAUUGAAAUUCAUUGCGGAAUUAGGCAUUAGUUUCAUCUAGUUCGUUAGUUUUAAGAUUGUUGGUUUAUUGUACCUCAGCAUCUUCUCUAUAGUGUAGAGAAUAAUAUUGUGUUGGAAUUGCUUUUGGUUGAAAAGUACAAUUCCUGUUUGAUAACCUUAAUGGUCUUUAGGGGAAUUAAACCAAAUUUCAAAGUUGGAUUGUACCUAAAUAAUUAAUGCAAUACAAAUUGUACUAAAUCGUUUAAGUAACGUACCAGAGGUCUUCAAGGCAAGUGUACUGAUUUACAAAUUUUAUUUCCGAUAACUUACCAAAUUAAAUUUAUAGAUUAUAGCACGAAGGUGGCCAGAGCUAAUAUUUUCAAUUCGAGAUGUUAGAAUUAAAUAUGUACAUAAUA